AUGAGGUGGUUAUGUUACCUGGCUUUGUCACUUAUCAGUGCCACAAGUGUCCAAGCCAGGCAGGUUCAAAGCCAUGUCAACAGCAUCUGCAGCACUUGGGGCAGAGAACACUUCAAGUCUUUUGAUGGCGACGUCUACCAGUUCCCUGGUCUCUGUGAAUACAACUUGGUUUCGCACUGCAAUGAGGCUUACCAGGAGUUCUCAGUGCACAUGAGGAGGAGCAAGAAGGACGGAAACCCAACAAUCAGAUAUUUAGCGGUCACCAUCAAUGACCUCUUAUUCCGCCUGACUAAGAGCGGCGUCACUGUGAAUGGGGAGCUCAUCAAAUUGCCAUACAAUAAUGCAGGAGUGACUCUGGAACAAAAUGCUGUUUACACCAAGCUCCAAGCCAAAGUUGGCAUUGUCGUCAUGUGGAAUGGAGAUGAUGCAGUCAUGGUGGAAGUGGAUAAUGACUAUGCCAAUCGAACUUGCGGACUCUGUGGAGAUUUCAAUGGCGUUCCAAUCUACAAUGAGUUCAUUAGUGAUGAUCGCAGAAUCGGCCCCAUUGAGUUUGGCAACAGAUAUAAAGUCCAUCUUCCUGAUGUUGAUUGUGAGGAUCCCGAUGAAGAGGACGAUCAGUCGCAAGAUGCAAUGACAGUGGUGGACACAUGCAAAGAGUUUCGCGGCACCUGUGAGCAACUGCUGCUUUCCAAGGGCUGGAGCUCCUGCACCACUUUGCUGAACCCUGAGCCCUACAUCCAGGCCUGUAUCCAGGACGUAUGUGGCUGUGCCAACAGAACAGCUGAUUUGUGUGUCUGCAGUACUCUGUCAGAGUACUCUCGUCAGUGUUCCCACGCUGGAGGGAAGCCGCCCAACUGGAGAACACCUCAGUUCUGCACUAAGGAGUGCCCAUUCAACAUGGUGUAUGAUGAAAGUGGUUCACCUUGCAUUGAUACAUGUAGACACUCGGACACCAGCUCACUGUGUGAAGACCACAAAAUGGAUGGCUGCUUCUGCCCUCCUGACAUGGUGUUGGAUGAUAUUUCAGAGAGAGGAUGUAUUCCUCAGUCUGAAUGUCAGUGCAAACAUGACAAAGUCUAUGACACAGGAGAGGUUUAUCAACAAGACAGCAAAGAGUGCACAUGCUAUGCUGGUAGAUGGUCUUGCAAAAGCAUACAAACCCCUGCUACAUGUGCAAUCGAAGAGGGUUCACACAUAACUACCUUUGAUGGGAAGGGGUACACCUUCCAUGGAAGCUGUUAUUACACCCUAGCUAAGGAUGGUUCAAGUCCAAAGUUUACCAUCCUAGCCCAGCUGGCACCAUGUGUGAGCCGUGAGUUCGACACCUGUCUUAAGGCUCUUAAGGUCCUGCUUGGAAAUGACAGAAACAAUGUUUUAGAGUUUCUUGCCAAAGGGACAGUAAGGCACAAUACGCAGUUCAUCAAUUUGCCAUAUCACACAGGGGACAUCAACAUUUUCCAGGCUUCAUCCUUUCACAUCAUGCUUCAGACAAGUUUUGGAUUGCAAAUCCAGAUCCAGCAUGUCCCCAUCAUGCAAGUUUAUGUGACGCUAGACCCAAGCUACAAGACGAAGACGCGUGGUUUGUGUGGGAACUACAAUAGGGUCCAGUCUGAUGACAUGAAGACCCCUCAGGAGAUAGUGGAGGGCACACCAUCUUCUUUUGGUAACUCCUGGAAGUCUAACCCCAGCUGCCAAGACAGGGAGGAGAGACUAGAUGAUCCCUGUUCCCUCAGUGUGGAAAAUGAAAGGUACGCUGAACACUGGUGCUCCUUACUAAGGAAUCCAAACAGCGCUUUUGCCCAGUGUCAUGCAACAGUUGACCCUGAUGUAUACUACAAGAGAUGCGUCUAUGCUAGCUGUAACUGUGAGAAGAGUGAAGCCUGCCUGUGUGCCGUGUUCUCCUCCUAUGCACGAGCCUGUGCGUCAAAGAGAGUCUUCUUAACAGGCUGGAGACAGCAUGUGUGUGAUAAAUAUACGGGGAAUUGCCCAGCGACUCAGACCUUCUCUUACAAGCUUCAGAGAUGUCAGCAGGCGUGUAGAUCCCUGGGUUCAGAGCAGCAGAGCUGCACUUCAGACUUCCUGCCUGUAGACGGUUGCUCCUGCCCUGAAGGACUCUACAUGGACGACAACGGCAUCUGCGUUCCCAUGGCAAAAUGUCCCUGCUAUCAUGAUGAAAUGCUCAUCAAGCCAGGAAAAUCAAUCAGAAUCAAAGAGGAGCACUGUAUCUGCAAAAGGGGCAAAUGGGAUUGCACAGAGAGAAAAUGCACAGGAACCUGUGUCAUUUAUGGCAGUGGCCAUUAUGAUACUUUUGAUCAGCAAACAUAUGGAUUUCAAGGAAAAUGUGCCUACAUUGCUGCCCAGAACAAAUGUGGCAACAGGACAGCCGAAAACUUCUUCCGAAUUAUCACAGAAAAUAUACCAUGUGGAACUACAGGAACUACCUGCUCCAAUUCCAUCAGAAUUCAACUGGGGAGAACUGAAAUCAAACUAGCAAAGGACAAAUACCAGGAGGAAGACCUGCAUAAUGGCACUGAGAUAAAGUACAAAAUAAGGAAAGUUGGCUUGUUUAUCAUGGUUGAAUCCGACAUUGGGCUGACAGUGCUGUGGGACCGUCAAACAACGAUCCGAAUCGUCCUACAACCCCAACACAAUGACCAGGUUUGUGGCCUGUGUGGAGAUUUUGAUGGAGAUGGGCAGAAUGACUUCACCACCCAGGGUCAGCUGGUCGUGAGCAGUGUCUUGGAGUUUGCGAACAGCUGGAAAGCCUCCAGUAGUUGCCCAGACGCAGUGGCAAAUGUUGACCCCUGUGAGGCGAGACCCAAUCGACAAAACUGGGCCAAAUUACAAUGCAGCAUCAUAAAAGGAGACACUUUUAAAAAUUGCCGCAACAAGGUGGACCACACUAAAUUUUAUGACAACUGCGUCAAAGACUCUUGUGCCUGUGAUACCGGAGGAGAUUGUGUGUGUUUCUGCACGGCAGUAGCAGCUUAUGCUCAAGCCUGUAGUGAGGCCGGUGUAUGUGUUGCAUGGAGAACCCCGGAAAUUUGUCCGGUCUUCUGUGAUUACUUCAAUGGCCCAUUCAACGCUACUGAAUGCCUUUGGCACUACCACCCUUGUCAUACACCUUGUUACAAGACCUGUUUGGAUCCACAAGGAAUAUGUAGCAACCCUUUACCCAACCUGGAAGGUUGUUAUCCAGUAUGCCCAGACGACAAACCCAUAUUUGAUGAGAAAAACCAGGAAUGUGUUGAGAAGUGUGAUGGCUGCUUUUACAAUGGGACUCGAUAUGAGGAGAAUGAAGUUAUAUACAAUGUGACUGACAAUUUGGGAAUAAACAAAACCAACCCCUAUUGUGACUACAACGACAACACCAACGAUGGCAACAUCUACAACAGAAAGUCUCACAACUACAUCUACAAAAACUUCCACUCCUGUUGUUCUCACUACAACUACGUCACCACCUACCAGAACAUCUACAACGGCAAGUCUCACAACUACAUCUACAAAAACAAAACCAACCCCUAUUGUGACUACAACGACAACACCAACGAUGGCAACAUCUACAACAGAAAGCUCCACGACUACAUCUACAAAAACUUCCACUCCUGUUGUUCUCACUACAACUACGUCACCACCUACCAGAACAUCUACAACGGCAAGUCUCACAACUACAUCUACAAGCAAGCCAACUGA
Lampris incognitus (smalleye Pacific opah) is the source of this 3693-nucleotide messenger RNA. It is a transcript of the gene muc2.1, whose product is annotated as mucin 2.1. NCBI's taxonomy places the organism in Eukaryota, Metazoa, Chordata, Actinopteri, Lampriformes, Lampridae. Gene Ontology annotation, molecular function: protein binding. The transcript is spliced from 27 exons. Gene Ontology annotation, cellular component: extracellular matrix. The record is from RefSeq and is a predicted model, not a curated record. Bases 1 to 3693 code for a protein of 1230 amino acids.